GUUUGUGUUUGGCUCUUUAUAGACACAGUUUUUCUUUUUACCUCAUUCGCUAUAUUUUUAAGGGGAUUUUAUGAAGAUGGUAUGGCAGUAACGAAGUAUUCCAGAAUGGAAGUCGACGGUAAUGAUAACAAGGAACGAUUUGCACGAGAAAAUCAUAGCGAGAUAGAACGCCGCAGGCGAAAUAAAAUGACCCACUAUAUAAAUGAAUUAGCAGAAAUGGUACCUCAGUGUGCUGCUUUGGGAAGGAAGCCGGAUAAGUUAACAAUCCUGCGGAUGGCGGUCUCUCACAUGAAGACUAUUCGUGGGACGCCUAUGAAUAGUCAAGAUGGCUCUUCAAAGCCUUCUUUUCUAACAGACCAAGAAUUAAAACAUUUGAUUCUUGAAGCGGCAAACGGUUUCUUAUUUGUUGUUUGCUGUGAUACCGGUAGGAUAUUAUACGUUGCCGAUUCUGUCGUUCCUGUUCUAAAUAUGCGACAGGAUGACUGGAUGCAUCAAUCAAUCUAUGACUUAAUACAUCCAGAUGACGUCGAAAAGGUUAAAGAUCAACUCCGCGGAAGCGACUCAAGUCUGAGUCGAGUACUUGACUUGAAAACUGGUACUGUAAAGAAAGAACCCGGUUCAGUACGAGUACAUAUGAGUUGUAGACGAGGGUUCAUAUGCAGGAUGCGCCUUGGUCCCUUGGAGCCUCUGCAUCGACUUUGCAAUCGACGCCCGUUGUUUACCCAUAAUGGUCAACACUAUGUUGUUGUACAUUGUACAGGUUAUGUUAAGAAUUCGCCUCCGAGUUGCUUAGAGGGCUCUUCUAGCUGUUUAGUUGCUAUAGCUCGUCUUCAGAUAGCCAGUAUGCCCGUUGGGACCGAGCUCUCUUCUCCUCCGCAAUUUUCAUUCCGCUUGACUGAAGAUGGGAAAAUCGCAUUUGUUGAACAGAGAGCCGUGAGCCUAUUAUCUAUAUCGGCAGAACAGUUGUUAGGCCGUUACUGGUGGCAGACAGUCCAUCCUGCUGAUGAACAAACUUUACAUGAUGCCUUCGUGAAUAUUUUAAGGGACCAACCCGUACGCAUUUCCAUUCGUUUGCGCACCUCAACAGAUUUUGUUGCUUGUUCCGUUUCUGCCUUGAAAUUUGUAAACCCCUAUUCUGAACAGUUCGAGUAUGUCGUUGCCACUCACGUCCUUUUGCCAAACGAAGAUGAGUCAUGGCAAACUCAACCAUUGGUAAAUUAUUUCAUUUUCCAAAUACAGUGGCCUUUGUUGGUAAUGUCAUCAAGCCCGAGACAGCUUUUUGAGGCGGCGCCAAUAGGGGAAUGGUCUGCGACACCUAACUUUCAGUCUGAAGGCUCAAUACCGUUAGCAAGAAGGUCGGGACCAUGGCCAAAUCAAUGGAAUUCCCCUGACCAGUUUCCCCAGCGAUAA
Molecule: messenger RNA, 1410 nt
Organism: Enterobius vermicularis (human pinworm)
Lineage: Eukaryota; Metazoa; Nematoda; Chromadorea; Rhabditida; Oxyuridae
Source: the annotation of a GenBank genome assembly